UAGUGGGACGCGUUUGUGAAGCGAGGGAGCGAGCCAGCGAAGUCGGGUGAAAACGGAUAUCGCAGUCGCUGUGGUACUUUUGAAGGCAGCGCAUCUUGAGGAAUACUUGGGACAAUAACUGAGCUUAGAAGUUGUGAACCAGUCCUCUAAAGAUGUCUAGGCCGAUUUUGAGCAGGCCACGUACGCGUGUCUAUGGGUGUAACUAUGACAAGGGAGAGUCCUAUUACAAGCCAAUGAUGGACCAUCUUGACCGGAAGUACAGCGGCCGUCCUCUUUUCUCCGAACCAAGAACUUCAUUAGCCGAUGAAAUUGCGGCUCGCCGAAGCGACAUCGGGACCCGCGACCUUGCAGGCAGUCGGCAGUCGGCCUACGGUCGUGAUAUCGAACCAGAAUUCGAACCUCGAUCUCGUCCCUUGGCAUCCAUCAACGCCGAUUCUUUCUUUGACGAUGCCGACGAAACCGUCUUCGACAUCCGAGGUCAACGAACUUCUAGAAGCCAUCGUCUUCCGCUUAGUGAAGAUUUCGCCAAUGAAGUGGCAUCCACGACUCGAAAUUUGAAAUCCCGAGUAGCAUCUUUCAAUCUUGACUCAUCAUCACAAGGAAUCCACUCUGAAUCUUCUGCUGUCAAAUCCAGGUCAGAAAAGCUCUUACUCGAUAGUGCCAGGUCAGCCAAGAGUGCAAUGGAGGAUGCUGAAUCUGCCUUUAGAAGACGCCCCAGAUUUUUGGCUGAAGAACCAGAUAUUCCCGAGGAGAGGCCUACUAGGUGGUCCAAAUUAUUGGAUUCUUCAGACAAUCUAGAGGAUAUUUCUAUUGCAGCUGCUAACAGAGCCAAGAGGACCAAAGCUAGACUCAAUGAUCUUGAAACCGAAAUGGAGGAAUCGGCAGAGAGAUCAGCUCAGAGGGACCGAAGAGUUGCUGCUCUGAGGGCCUUAGUUAAUGAGAACGCUAUGACUGAUGAUAGCUUAUUGGCCUCCAGUUUGUCCAAAACAUCCAUGCGCUCUGAGCGAUCAGAACGGUCCGAGAAACAUGUUAGUUUCUAGUUAGGGCGUUAAUAAUGCAGAUAAAUGACAUCUUUGCUGGUUUUUUGAAAUAUAUUGGGUUUUAGUUUAUCCAAAUAUCAUAAUUGAGGGCCCGGAUCAAAGAACGGUUGUAACUUUCUGGCGCCUAAAGGGGACCCUGAACGUCGCUUAAAUUCAAGUGAUCAGGGGUAUCUCCACUAGCGCCAGAAAGUUGUAGUUGGUUCUUUGAUCCAAGACCUGAAUUGAAAAGAAGAUUUUUUUAACUGGUAAUAGGAUCCAGAAUUUUUUUGUCUUUUUUUAUUCAAAAAAUUUGUUUUUAAUUCUUGGGUCAAUAAAUUUUUAAAUAAUACGAAAGCUAAUUUAGGCUUUCGAGUGACCCUUGCCUUAGACGGGUUAGAAUUCAAUUUCCCUAAAAUCCAUUAUAGAUAGUUUAUAUUUUGUAUUCGCGGCCAGAACGCUUGAUGUCUUUAGAGAAGUUAUAAGUUAAUUAAAAAUGUAUAGUAUAAUAGGUUUGAGAUUAAUUAAAUUCCCGACCGUCUAAGGCAGUACCAACUCGUAUUGCAUUACUGGCAAGUAUUUUAAAUUGACACAAAAAUUAAAAACGUUUUUGUAUUAAAAACGAAACAUAAAAUUCUAGACCGUAAUUCUAAUUUAUAAAAUUUUCCUUGGAAUUAGUAAUAAUAAAACCGGAAGUUUAUUGUAUUUUAAAUUGAGGCGAAGUUAUUCUAGAGAGGUUGAUUAGGAUUUUUGAAAGAACUGCUGGGCCUGCCAAUUUUUGUUCCUGAAUUUUUAACUUUCCGUUCAAUCUUAUUUUUUAAUAUUAUAUUUCAUCAUCGUCAGCUCGAACUAAUAUAAAAAAUUUAAUUUCUGACUAUAUUUAUUGAGCAGCAGUUCUGACAUUUGGACCCAGGAAAAUGUCUCUUACUUAAUCCCUGCUCAAAUUCCUUAUCCACCAUACUAUCACCGAAUAAAUAAAAAUGAUAAAAAUAACAAAGAAAAUAAAAUAAAAAGAUAAUAAUAUUGUGAAAUGUCCGAACUUGCCAAGUGUCAGGUGUUUUUAUAAAUCGAUCGAAAUGUACAUGAAAGAUUGAAAUAAAAGAAAAGCUUGACGUUUCCACCAAUUUGUAUGAAAUAAUAAAUAAAAUUUUUAUCCAAGUG
Messenger RNA from Belonocnema kinseyi, 2177 nucleotides. RefSeq lists its product as uncharacterized. Bases 153 to 1040 code for a protein of 295 amino acids. Lineage: Eukaryota; Metazoa; Arthropoda; Insecta; Hymenoptera; Cynipidae. The transcript is spliced from 3 exons. The record is from RefSeq and is a predicted model, not a curated record.